GUUGGCGACGUUUAACCCGGAAGUAAGCGGUCAUAACAGAAGGAAAGAGAGCAGUGUGCUGAAUAGCCUGACUGCUAUUACCAAUCAUGACGUCCCUGGGGUCCAGCAGUCAGUCUGUCACAGAGUAUGUUGUACGGGUUCCCAGGAACCCAAGUAAAAGAUAUAAUCUCAUGGCUUUCAAUGCCGCAGAUAAAGUGGAUUUCUCAACGUGGAACCAGGCUCGGAUGGAACGGGACCUGAGCGCUAAGAAGAUGUUUCAGGAUGAGGAAACACCGGACUCUGGGGCUGGGAGUGAGUUUAAUCGCAAACAGAGAGAGGAAGCCAGGAGGAAAAAGUAUGGCAUCAUUCUGAAGGAGUUUAAGCUUGAAGACCAACCCUGGGUGCUAAGGGUCAAUGGCAAAGCUGGACGCAAGUAUAAAGGAGUGAAGAAAGGCGGAGUGACGGAGAACGCCUCCUACUUCAUCUUCACUCAGUGCCCAGAUGGUGCCUUUGAGGCAUUUCCAGUCUCCAACUGGUACAACUUCACCCCUGUGGCCAAGCACCGCACUUUGACUGCCGAGGAGGCUGAGCAGGAAUGGGAGAGACGAAACAAGAUCCUUAACCAUUUCACUAUAAUGCAACAGCGUCGCCUUAAGGACCAGGGGGGAGAUGAUGAUGAUGACGAGGAUGGGGGCAAGCAGGACAAGGGCGGGAAGGGCAAGAAGAAGAAGAAAAAAAAUGACCUGAAAAUCCAUGACCUUGAGGAUGAUCUUGAAUUGAGUACUAGUGAGAGCGAGGGGAGUGGAGAGGAUGGUGAGGGCGGGCCUAAAGCCCAAAAGAAGUCUGCUGCGGGCAAGAAGAAGAAGGGGAAGAAAUCUGAGGACGAGCCCCUGGAGGACAGUGAUGAUGGCGACUUUGAGGGACAAGAAGUGGAUUAUAUGUCUGAUGAGAGCAGCUCAGACGAUGAACAUCCUGAGAAGCCAAAGCCCACAAAGGAGGAGGAGCAUCCUAAAGGAAUUGACGAAGGCAGCGAGAGCAGUGAGGAAAGUGAAGAGGAGAAGGUAGAGGAGGAAGAAGAGGAAGAGGAGAAGAAAGCCCCCACGCCUCAGGAGCGGAAGAAGAAGAGAGACAGCAGCGAUGAGUCGGAUACAUCUGAGGACAGUGACAUAGACGGAGAGGCUUCCUCUGCUCUCUUCAUGCAGAAAAAGAAGACCCCUCCAAAGAAGGAUAAGAAAGGGGGCUCCAAUAGCAGCUCCCGUGGUAACAGCCGGCCCGGGACUCCCUCCCCUGAUUCGGGUAACACCUCUAACACUCUCAAAGCAGCUGCCAGCAAACUGGAGCAAGGUAAACGUGGAGCUGUCUCUCACACUCCGGCUGCAAAACGUUUGAAAAUGGAUUCUGGGCCUCAGAACGCAUCGGGAAAAUCUACCCCGCAGCCACAGUCUGGCAAAUCUACACCGUGCAGCGGGGACAUACAGCUGACCGAGGAGGCCGUACGACGGUACCUGACCCGCAAGCCCAUGACAACCAAGGACCUGCUGAAGAAGUUCCAGACCAAGAAGACGGGUCUUAGCAGUGAGCAGACUGUAAAUGUGCUAGCCCAGAUUCUGAAGAGACUUAAUCCCGACCGCAAGACCAUACAUGACAAAAUGCACUUCUACCUAAAGGAAUGACCCCGGGUGCUGCCGUAGUGACUGUAAAUACGAGCCCUGCACACAACACCCAUCGGACCUCCACCUGUAGAGGCUCUGGGGGUAAACGUGUCAUCACAGGGGGCUCAGUGGAAGCCGCUGUCUGGGGACCUGUGAAUGGCGCUCAGUUGUGUCACGGGUAUGUGAGAUUUCGUAUUUUUGUUUUUGGUUUGAGAAAAAACAAACCUUCCGAGUGUUACAGUAUUUAAAUGGUAUUUGUUUUCUUAUUCGAGGAGCGAUGACUAUUAAAAAUGAAAAAUUUGUUUUUAA
This is a messenger RNA of Pseudophryne corroboree (corroboree frog), 1940 nucleotides long. It is a transcript of the gene GTF2F1, whose product is annotated as general transcription factor IIF subunit 1. Gene Ontology annotation, cellular component: nucleus; transcription factor TFIIF complex. Gene Ontology annotation, biological process: transcription initiation at RNA polymerase II promoter; positive regulation of transcription elongation by RNA polymerase II. The coding region runs from base 87 to 1652 and encodes 521 amino acids. The record is from RefSeq and is a predicted model, not a curated record. Gene Ontology annotation, molecular function: RNA polymerase II general transcription initiation factor activity; TFIIF-class transcription factor complex binding; DNA binding. The transcript has 14 exons. NCBI's taxonomy places the organism in Eukaryota, Metazoa, Chordata, Amphibia, Anura, Myobatrachidae.